UUCGGCGAGGGUUACCGACGUCCGCCGUCCGGAGCCGUUCUGUCAGCGAGGACCGCUAAACUUACGAUCGUGAAAGACACGCUGAACUUCUUCAGCUGCGGCUCGACGUUAAACGUGAAGUAGACGUAGACUCUUUCCUGAAAAAAAAAUCCCAUUUACCUACUUUGUCACAGUUAACGUUAGCGCCGUCGCUUUAACGCGGCUGUCAGAUCCACGGCGAGCAUGUCAGUCUAGCAGAUGCUAAACUUCCAGUUCGUUUCGAAACGGCAAAUGAGUCACGUUUGCAAUCACUAAGAAGUGACAUGUUUCACCGGAGACGCUUAAACUGAAAAAAAGGAUUUUUUUCCCCCCUUUAUUGUGGCGCGCGUUUCUGUUAGACUCGCCGCGUCGCUCCAUCAGUCUCCGUUAAAACCGUUUCUUUCGCCGUUUUUGAUGUCCCGAGAGAAAAAAAACGAAGGCUGAGCCUGAGGGACACCGCUUUAUUAUGUCGCUUUUUUUUUUUUUUUACGGCGAGGCUGAAGGGAAAUUUAAAGACCUAAAAAUAAAGUGUCGGUUUCUACUCCACAAAGAAUCAUUUGAACUUCCUACCGCAGAAGGAGCGGGACGUAAAUAGUUCUGACAUGUGGAUGUAAUUUCAGAAAAAAAGAGGCAGACAGAUGCAGAGAAAUAAAACGCGAGCGGAGAGAGAGAGAGAGAGAGACUGGGGACAGUUUGAAUCGAGCCUGCGAGGAAAAGCCGUGAGAAAAUAUUCAUAAUUUUACAAGCAGGCGAUGUAAUGGGAGGGGAGCGGACAGAGGAGAAAUGACUGGCUCUUUUUAACACAAGUAAACACCAGAGAAAGCCCAUUCAAGCUGACAUCGGUCCGCGCGAACUUGUCGGGAUGGGAGCCACGCUCAUAGUACACACUUUAGGUUUAGUCUUUUGCGGCACCUUGCUGAGUUUCGUCUACGGUCUGGUUGAUGCUGAUGAUGUCCUCACUAAAGAAGAACAAAUGUAUCUUCUGUUCAAUGCAAAAAGAAAAUGCGAGCGAAACAUCAAGUCCAAACAUAAAAUCCCCGAGGGUUACUGCAUGCCGGAGUGGGAUGGCAUCGUUUGCUGGCCCGAGGGACUUCCUGGAACGAUGGUGUCCACUGCCUGCCCGGAGUACAUAUAUGACUUCGACCACAAAGGUCAGGCGUACCGGCGCUGUGACUUCAAUGGGACCUGGGAGCUGGCCUCAAAUAACAACAAAACCUGGGCUAAUUACAGCGAGUGCGCCAAACACCUCGGCAGUAUUCCCCCGGUCCAAGAGAGGGAGGUUUUUCACAGACUUUACCUGAUCUACACGGUGGGCUACUCUAUCUCUCUGGGAUCACUUAUGGUGGCGACAGUCAUCCUAGGAUACUUUCGGAGGCUACACUGCACCAGAAACUACAUCCACAUGCACCUGUUUGUAUCGUUCAUGUUGAGGGCCAUUAGCAUAUUUGUGAAAGACGUGGUGUUGUACUCUGGUGCCGCUCUGCAGGAAAUGGACCGCAUCACCGUGGAGGAUCUCAAAUCCAUCACAGAAGCCCCUCCUGCCAACAAAAGCAAGUUUAUUGGCUGUAAGGUGGCUGUCACCCUCUUCUUGUACUUCUUGGCGACCAAUUAUUACUGGAUUCUGGUGGAAGGCCUGUACCUGCACAGCCUUAUCUUCAUGACCUUCUUCUCAGACAGGAAGUACCUUUGGGGCUUUACUCUGAUAGGCUGGGGUGUUCCUGCGAUGUUUGUGACCAUCUGGGCCAGCGUGAGAGCCACUCUUGCUGACACCGAGUGCUGGGAUUUAAGCGCAGGAAACCUGAAAUGGAUAGUGCAGAUCCCUAUUCUGUCAGCAAUUGUUGUCAAUUUUUUGUUGUUCCUGAAUAUAAUUAGAGUCUUGGCAACAAAACUAAGAGAAACAAAUGCAGGAAGAUGUGACACGAGGCAACAGUACAGGAAGCUGUUAAAAUCGACGCUGGUCCUCAUGCCGUUGUUUGGGGUUCACUAUAUUGUGUUCAUGGCGAUGCCCUACACAGAAGUGUCUGGGGUGCCGUGGCAAAUCCAGAUGCAUUAUGAAAUGCUCUUUAACUCAUUCCAGGGAUUCUUCGUUGCAAUUAUAUAUUGCUUCUGCAAUGGAGAGGUCCAAGCAGAAAUCAAGAAGUCGUGGAGUCGGAGGACGCUCGCUCUGGACUUCAAGAGAAAAGCCCGGAGUGGCAGCAACACGUAUAGCUACGGACCCAUGGUGUCUCACACCAGUGUCACAAACGUGACCGCCCGGGGCCCUCUGGCCCUGCACCUCACCACCCGCCUGGGGCCCGUCUCCCUCAACGGCCACCGGAACCUCCCGGGAUACGUGAAGAACGGCUCGGUCUCGGAGAACUCCAUCCCGUCCUCGGGUCAGGAGCACAACAUACAAGAGGAAGAACCUUCGAAGAACUUCCAGGUGGAGAAAACCAUCCCGGUGGUGGAGGAGGAAAGAGAAACAGUCAUGUGACUUCACAAAGCCCUUAAUAAAGACGAUGAAAGGAUUGGAGAGUCCUUUGUUUCUCAGGAUUUCCUCACAAUUUGGAUUGUGGGACCAUCUCAGUUGGACCUAACGGACCAGGUGCGAUCCGUGUCUUUUAAAUGAGCCACAAUGUUCUUGCGAGACCGGAAGCUAUUACAGGCACCAGGCCAUCUUCACCAGCAGUAUUCGGAGGAUGAACGCUUUGUGAUGCCGUCACAUCACCUCCUUAUAGAUGAAGAGCGGUGAGUUUGCUUCAGGAUCAAGUCGUAUGAAAUAUAUGACGCUGUGGACCGUGAAUUGUAAAUAAGACACUCGUCGUAUUUCAAAAUAUAUAUAUAUAUAUAUAUAAAAAUGUUUUUGAUCAGCACUAAUAUAAUGUUGUUACACAGAUGCGACUGCCAGUAGGGACGAUCUUUGUAUUAUGAUAGCAGGUUUGUGUUAGUGCAAUGUGAUAUUUAUAUGUCUGUUGUGUCUCGUUUAUCCAUGUGUUUCAAUCUCUUUUCUCCUCAUGAUUGAAUUCCCUCAGAAUCUGUGUAGAAUUCUGCAGCACAAGCUCGCAUCGUCACCUUUUUAGGACCAGAACAUACCAUUCUAAGCGUAGAGGAGGUUUUUUUAUCUCCUGGAUAACUUUUGGCUGCCUUAACCAUCGCAUAGCGUAUUUUAUAAUGCUGUUAGCUGCUGCCGUUUUUAUCACCCAAAGUGGGAAAUCGUCUCAUUGUCUGAACAUGCACAUGCAAAACAAUAGUUCUUAUUAACAGCCCGCGUGAUACGAAGCGUCAUAUCUAAAGCACAAACAGACACUUAGUAUUUAAAGUGUGCAUUAACCCUGCAGCAAUAGCACUAUUAAUUAUUGCAUUACAUAACAGAUUAUUACAGUUUGCAUUCAACAGGAAUUGUUGAAAUAUUUGUAUAAAUAUACUGAUCUGUUAAGUAGGAUUUUUUUUAAAUAAUGCAUUAAUGCAAAUUAUUACAUUAUCUUAUGAGACAUCCUUUGGCGGUAUUCUUUUUCACGAUUUCAAGUGUGAGGCUUUGGAUGAAUCAAAAAUGAACUAAAUGAAUUUUCAGGGAAAUCUUUAUUAAAGGCACCAUGAGAGCCGUUCUCUGAAAACCCCUAUACAUUAUUAUACAUUAUCCUCAUUAUCGUAUAAUGAAUGACUCGUAUUUUUCACAUUUUGACUUCAACCUAAAAAGGCUUUCGUUAUAGCUGUUCAUGCUUCACUCCACUGCCUCGCAUUACAUUCAGUCGUUUCGUGCAUUACUGUAUACGAGAAGCUGGAAAUCAUUUUUUACAGCCACAAGGAAGAACAAAUCGAAGUCAGUAUUGUAGGUUUAGAGGGUCAGGGUCUGUUAUGUAUAAUAUAAUGCUGCUUUUUGUUACUCCAUGUAUGUAUGUCAAUAUCGUGUUUACACAUUGCAUAAAAAUGCCCACACAGUUAUGAGCUAUAUGUCUGAGAAUGUAAUACUGAUAUGGAAAGAGUGUUACCUAGGUUACUAUUUAUAUGCUGGUAGUGCAUUAUACGGCAGUGCUGAAAAAAAGACUAAAUUCAGAUGGUUUUUAUAUGCUAGUCAAUAAAUUCAAAACGUUACUUAACAAAAUAAACUAUAAAUAUGCAUUCUGCUUUUCUUUACACAACAGCUUGAGGACAGAUCAAAAUGACAUGUUUUUGCCAUUAAAUGUAAUCUAUUAUUUUCAGUUAUGUUAUUUAUGAAAUGUCAUCCGUUUUUUGCACUUUUUAUGCCUUGGUACAUUGAUUUGAGACUUUUUUUAGACAUUAACAGGGAUUGAUUCGAAAAUAACUGCUUGAACGGUGGAUGUGCAGUUUUAUAAAUAUUGAGAUUUUGUGACAGACCAAGAAAUUGAUCUUAUUUGACUGCUUUGAAUAUUUCUGUGCAUUUUAAUACAUGUUUUUACUACAUCCCAUCCUUCAUGUCGUCAGUAGAAGCAGCAGCAAAAUCGUAUUUUACCCAAAAACGAAUGCUCUUUCUGCAGUGGACCACCUUUAAAAUAUUUUUUAAAAUAUUUUUUUUGUUUUUUGUUUUUUUAUGUUGUUUAUAUAUGUUCCAUAAAUGCUUUUCUAUGUACACCAGUGUUGUAUAUUUUAGUGUUGAUCAUGUGUAUCAUGUGAAUAAUAAAUGCAAAUGUAUAAUAACAGAGAAUCAUUUAUUGUCCAUAUUUACAAUAAUUUACAAUAAAAUAAAUAUG
Messenger RNA from Puntigrus tetrazona (Sumatra barb), 4706 nucleotides. It is a transcript of the gene pth1r, whose product is annotated as parathyroid hormone 1 receptor. The record is from RefSeq and is a predicted model, not a curated record. The transcript has 13 exons. Gene Ontology annotation, molecular function: parathyroid hormone receptor activity; peptide hormone binding; G protein-coupled peptide receptor activity. Gene Ontology annotation, biological process: intracellular calcium ion homeostasis; adenylate cyclase-activating G protein-coupled receptor signaling pathway; cell surface receptor signaling pathway. NCBI's taxonomy places the organism in Eukaryota, Metazoa, Chordata, Actinopteri, Cypriniformes, Cyprinidae. Gene Ontology annotation, cellular component: plasma membrane. The coding region runs from base 881 to 2491 and encodes 536 amino acids.